Molecule: messenger RNA, 1182 nt
Organism: Pecten maximus
Lineage: Eukaryota; Metazoa; Mollusca; Bivalvia; Pectinida; Pectinidae
Product: EGF-like repeat and discoidin I-like domain-containing protein 3
Exons: 9
Coding region: 85-1149 (354 amino acids)
Molecular function (GO): calcium ion binding
Source: RefSeq, a predicted model, not a curated record
AUAGCAUUGUGGUAUUACCGAGGAGUUUUGAAGGGCCGGAAGUUUGUCAUUUUAAGAAAGGACUUGUUUUGAAUAUCAAGAAGAAUGUUUGCUUUGGUACUGCUGGUAUUGGCUUCAGCAGCUGCAGCAGAUGAUGGGGUGUUUGACAUCAGAUACCCGAACGUCAUUAUAGCGGCCCAGGACGACGGCAAUGUGUCUCUACAGUCUGGCCGUACCACCGGCGAUUUGUACAUACUACCCGGACCGAACGGAGGCUCUGUAUACUUGGAUGACGUAGACCUCCUUCAUAUCAUACAGAUUGCUACAAGCCUCCCUCCCGUUUGGUCUCCUCAUGCCCAUGUUGGAUUUUUCGGCACCUUUAAAGGGGAAGAAAAAGUCGACUUGAAGUUAGAAGCGGAGGACCCUGAAGGCGGAACCUUGACGUUUGCACUCGUUGCUGGAAAUCUCCCACCAGGUUUUACGCUGAACGGUACUACCGGUCACGUGAUGGGCGUGGUUCCUGAUGUAACCACUAGCUACUCGUUCACCAUCCGGGCAAUCGAUAUGCAUAACCAAUUCGCUGAUGCAGUUUUCAAGAUGGAAACAUUAGAGUUUGAUCACUGUUCAUCCAACCCUUGUCUACACAACGGUCAAUGUACAGACACGACGGGAGGAUUCCUAUGUAACUGUACCACUACUUACGGCGGGGCUAAAUGUGAAUUCGCAUGUUCCAGUCACGCUGUCAGUAUACAUAGUCGAAGCACCAUACCUAAUGCCCAGAUGACCGCCUAUCUAACCUACAGUAGCUAUCUUGCCUCCAAUGGCCGAUACGGCGCUAGUAGCUACGGUUGGUGUGGCCAAGGUACCAAUUCAUGGCUGCAAGUCGACUUAGGAAAUAUAACCCGGAUCUACAAAGUGACACAACAAGGCUAUUCUAGUCCUCAGUACACAACGGGUUACACACUGUCCUACAGUACAGACGGAAACAACUUCCAGGAAGUUACCGACACCAAUGGUAACACACAUACGUUCCCGGCGUCAACAAGUACGCGUUCCAGCUAUCUACCAACACCAAUUGAUGCCAGGUUUGUUCGUUUCCAUCCCAAGACAUAUAGUUCAAGACCUUGCUUUAAAGUGGAACUGUACGGUUGUCGUGUGUAUGGUAUCUGAUUGAAUGUAAAUUGAAAUAAAAGUGGAUCAGCU